CAUGAUCUUCUCUCCCGGUGGUCCCCUUUUGAUGAUUGACGGGAUUUCUUUCUUGUAUUUAUAUUCUUAAUUUCUGUGUUCUCCCUAUCUCUAUACCCCGAGACCAUGGCGGACUCCUCGAAACCCGCUCCGGCUUCAGGCCCGGCUCCCAAGCCGCAGAACCCAGCCAUGCGCAUGAUGGGAAUGCCCAACAUCCGUUUCAAACUUCCCUCGCGCAAUUGGAUGAUCUUCCUCACCAUCACCGGUUCGUUCACGGCGGCCCUCAUCUAUGAUCGCAGGGAGAAGAGUCGUACGCAGCAGAAGUGGUGCGAUCUGGUGGCGCAUUUGUCGAAAGAGUCCCUUCCGGUCGACCAAACUCGCCGAAAGCUGACCGUCUAUCUGUCCGCCCCUCCGGGUGACGGGCUCCGCACCGCCCGGGACCACUUCAAAGAAUACGUUAAGCCCAUUCUCGUGGCCGCAGCUUUGGACUAUCAAGUCGUCGAAGGCAGAAGACAAGGCGACGUGAGGGCCGGACUAUCGGAACGGAUCCGCAAACUCAGAAGGAAUGCAGGCGAGUCGAGUACCCUUGUCGAGGAACCCACCAUAGAAGAUGUUGUUGCCGACGCGAGACAAAAGAUCGGUGUUACGGACGAGCCAGGACCGAAGGGCGAUUUAGUAAUUGGACGUCAUACUUGGAAGGAAUAUAUCCGCGGUCUUCAUGAAGGAUGGCUCGGACCUCUCGACCCUCCUCCAGCCCCAGCCGCUGAACCUCUGGACGCGCCUCCGUCCGAAGGAGCAGAGGCAAGCAAGAUCUCUGAUGAUGGCACUCCCGCACCGGAGAAUCCCGAAAAGACCGAAACCGCCGAGAAGAAGGAGGAAAAGCCGAAGCCUACCGGUCCGACCCCGGCAUACUUGGCCGUUGCCGAUUACUCGUCGCAAAGUCUUCCGCGCUCUCUGCCCGACUCUCUGGAUGGAACUGUCCCAGUCGCCUUCCCGCACAUUCUGGGCUUCUUGAACACUCCGAUCCGAGUCUGGCGAUACUUGAACCAGCGCCACCUCGCCGAUGCCGUAGGCCGAGACGUCGCUGGCAUCGUUCUCGCGUCGAGCACUAGACCCUACAAGGAUGGCUUUUCCGGCGCAGACUCUGGAUUCGGUGCCGCGGACGUUGAUGCUGGUCCAUCAUCUUCAGGCAACUACGAGCAGCAGACUCUACUCGAGGAGGAGGAGCCGGAAUGGCACAAAUCCGUGCACAAGAAGGACGAGUCGAACCCCGACCAGGAGCGCGAAUGGGUCGACGAAGUUGUCGUUGACCCCCGCAUCGCAUCGCGGAUGCAGCGUUAUGUUCUCUCGUCGGACGAGGAGGCUCGUUCGCAGCGUAUUCUCGAGGGGUCGGAAUAUAUUCUCGGCGAAGAACGACCCCCGCCUGUUCCCUUCUGGAAACACCUGUGGAUCAAGUACGGCUACGGCGAGGAUGAGGAAACCAUCAGAAGAAAGCCCAUCCUGGGCAACAUCGAUGAGGAGUGAUUUGGCCUCCUAUUUACGGGAUAUCUUGUUCGAAAUGACUGGCUCUUUUUUCUUUAUAUUAGACGUCAUGGGACGCUUCUCUUGCAGCAAAGACCACAACCACUCCACUGUACCACAACAUCUCAGCAUUGUAUAUUAAUUAGACUUGGGCGUUAUAUGUGAUUCUAUAAAUACUAGAGGACUGAGAUGCC
Aspergillus steynii IBT 23096 is the source of this 1694-nucleotide messenger RNA. Its product is annotated as Tim22-complex subunit TIM54. Gene Ontology annotation, biological process: sphingosine biosynthetic process. Bases 106 to 1503 code for a protein of 465 amino acids. Gene Ontology annotation, cellular component: cytoplasm; membrane; intracellular membrane-bounded organelle. The record is from RefSeq and is a predicted model, not a curated record. Lineage: Eukaryota; Fungi; Ascomycota; Eurotiomycetes; Eurotiales; Aspergillaceae. The transcript is spliced from 2 exons.